Thlaspi arvense is the source of this 1337-nucleotide messenger RNA. The record is from the annotation of a GenBank genome assembly. Lineage: Eukaryota; Viridiplantae; Streptophyta; Magnoliopsida; Brassicales; Brassicaceae.
UUUAAAAGUUUUUAACGAUUUGUCUCUCCCGAAUAAGAAUUUUAAGUGAAAAAAAAUCUACAAAAACAAAUCCACUCUUUUAUUUCCACUAAUAUCAAAUCGGAGAAUAUUGUUCCCUUCCCACCAUUCUUAUCUCAUUGGCGUCAUUCGAUUUUUUUCUAAUGAUUUUUUAUUUAAAAAAGCCCUUUUUAAUCUUAUAAUUUAAUUUUUCCGAUAUUGGCGUCUCUCUUGAAGCUUUCCCAAAUCUGUUUUUCAGACUCAGAUGUAUCCUUCUCUUGACGAUGACUUCGUCGCCGAUUUGUUUUGCUUCGAUCAAAGCAAUGGAGCAGAACUCGAUGAUUACACACAAUUUGGUGUAAAUUUACAGCCUGAUCAAGUAGACACCUUCCCAGAUUUCGGGUCAUACGGUGUAAAUCUGCAGCAAGAACCAGAAGAAAUCUUCACCGUUGAAUCUCAAUUGGAUUUGGCUUCGUUUAGUGGAGUUUUGCAACAAGAACAAGAGCAAGUGCGUGUCGUUGAAGGGCAACAAAAUGAUUGUGGAAUUGUUCAGGAAGAAGAAGUAGAUAUCAACUCUGGAUCAUCUGGUGGACCUGUUAAGCAAGAACAAGAACAUUUAGAUGACGAUUGCUCAAGAAAGCGAAGAAGGACUGGUUCGUGUGUCAGGCCAGGAGGAAGCAAAGCCUGUCGUGAAAGAUUGAGGAGGGAGAAGCUUAAUGAGAGGUUCAUGGAUUUGAGCUCGGUUUUGGAGCCUGGGAGGAGUCCAAAGACCGAUAAACCAGCUAUACUCGAUGACGCGAUACGUGUCUUGAAUCAGCUUAGAGAUGAAGCUCACGAGCUUGAAGAAACUAACCAGAAGCUUUUAGACGAGAUCAAGAGUCUCAAGGCGGAGAAGAACGAGCUGAGGGAAGAGAAGCUAGCGUUGAAGGCAGAGAAGGAGAAGACAGAACAGCAGCUAAAGGCUGUAAUGGUUCCAUCUUCAGGGUUCAUGCCACAGAUUCAAGCUGCUGCGUUUAGUCAGAACAAGAUGGCUGUUUAUCCGAGCUAUGGUUACAUGCCAAUGUGGCAUUACUUGCCUCAAUCGGUUCGUGAUACGUCUCGUGAUCAAGAACUCAGGCCUCCUGCUGCUUAAAAACUCUGAAUUUGUUUUAGAGAGAAACUUAGAGAGAUGAUCUGUUUCACUUGGUUCUUAUAGGAUUCUUCCGUUUGGCAAGUGUAUAAGCUUUUAACUCUUGAUUGCAUCAUUUUCAAUAAAAUCAUAUAUAUAUAAUAUAAGUCAAGACUUCUUGAUUCUUGUAGAUUUUAUGCAAAUAGAGAGUUUGACUUGUGUGUUCUGAAAA